AUUAUAUAUUUUCUUGGUCAUGUUCUGUCAUGGUCAUAUAACUUCUUUUUUUUAGGUUUGUGCAAAUUUUAACUGCACUGUUAUAAAGGUUGUGUAAAGAUUUGCUGAUGUUCUCUGAUUUAUUUUAUUGUUAGUAGAAUAUCUUUGGGUCGUGGUCUGCUGGUUGGACUUAAACCAGCAAUUCCAAGAGUUGUGGAGUGAUUUUCCUACUGUUUGCUGACAUAACACUUCAAUGAUUGAUUGGAAAAAUAAUUGAUAGAUCUGUCUUGUCUGGCUAAUUAGUAAUGUCAUCAUUGCUGAUACCAAUGCAUUAUUUUGGAUCUGUGCAUAAUUUUUUGACAUUGCAAUCAAUGACUCAUUUAGUUAAGUAAUUUCAUGGUCAUGUUGAGGGAGGACUUUUCUUUUUUAAACCACUGAAAUGUUUGAAGUUUCUCGAAUGACAUGCGUGAUUAAAUUGAGUGGCACUCACAUUACAUAGUAUACCACUGUGCUGUAUGUUAGAAUGUGACCUUACUGGUUUAGAACAGUAAAACAAUACUAUGACCCAUUUUAUUUAAACAUUUACAAGUUUUACUGUGAUAAAAAAGUACUUAUAGUUUUAUGGGAUAGUGUCAGAACUGCAUUUUGGUUUAGGAUCCAGUCUGUUUUGGUUCACCCAACUGUUGGCAGUUACCAUCACAUUCACAAUUCAGUUGUGUAUGAGAAAUAGUCCCUGGUGUAGGAUGUGACGUAACAUAGAAAUCAGAUUCUGUUUCUUUAUUUUCUUUUGCUAAUACUUGCUAGUAUCUGUUGAAACUCAACCCCCCACCCCACUUUGAGAAACUGGUUUAACACACCAAACACUGAUCUGGAACAAACCUGAUCUGAUCUGACUUCAGCUGACUUGUAAUUGAUGUGGUCAUUCACUGAACGAGGAACAUAAGCUCAUCGAUUCACAGCUGAAAGUAUGAUUGGUAUUUUGGCUCUGAUACAUCAGGAGCUAUCAUUUCAUUCUCUCUCUUCAAUCAUGCUGGCACGAUGAGCCAUCCGCCGUUCCUCAGAAAUGGGCUAGUGUUAUUCGGUAUGUAUCUUGAGAUAUGCUGACUACAAGAAUGUGACUGAACUGCACACCGACUGAAUGAGUCAGCUGACCACUUCCUGUGCCUGAGAUCACUAGGUCACAUUUUAGUGCUUGAGGGUGCGAGCUUGUCUGCCAGCUGAGUGUGUCUCAUUGUUUGUUAGAGAACAGUAUCCUCUGUUGUUGAGUGCUACACAGGAAAAAGCAGACUGUAUUUCCCUUGCUUGUGUUUGGAAAGGAAACUGGGAGCAGAUGUAGAUGAGUUUCUUUUUUUUAUUGUUCAUUGCAUGUUUCAUCUUCCACUGGUAGUGUUUUAAAUUCAUGUGCCUGUUUCAGUUGAUAGAGGGGUGUAACCCUCAUGAAAACAGAAUUCACAUCGUUACAGUGACAUCUAGUGGAUCUACAGGGUACUUUGCCUCCAGGCCACAUUUUGCAAGAACAAUAGAGACCCCCCUUUGUGUCCGCUCUCGCCGUCUCUCUCCUCACUGCGGCCCUUCCUCCAUCCCACUCCUUUUGUUUCUCCAUCUCUCUGGACUGUCCUGGCUGAUUUAUCCUCCACGGAGCACCUCAUUCUUCACCAUUCCUCCUGUGUUUAGAUCCCAGCCCCACCGAGAUGAGCGUGGAGCCCUGGGCCAGCCCGCAGGACCAGGCAGCCGCUGAACACGCACACAGCACGCACGCGCUUCCCGCCCAGGAUCAGGAGCAGCACCCCGACAAACUCUGUCUGGACUCCUUUUGGAGUGAGGUGGAGACCAUCCGACAGGGGAGUGGCUACACAGACGUCGACUGCACCAGGAGAGACUCCAGACAAUCAGAAGAGGGUGAACAGGAGGAGCAGUGGUUGGCUGAUGCUGGUUUGUCGACCCUCAUCAGCGAGGACAGUGGAGAUGUAGAAAACGUGGUGCUGCUGUCCACUCUGACUCGGACCCAGGCCGAGGCCGUCCAGCGUCGACUGGAUUCCUAUACGCUGUCCCUCCGCAAGAGGAACAAACCGGCGCCGCGCGACGUUCGCGACAUCUUCAACUCCCCCAUCACUCAGACCCUUCUGCCUGAGUCUCAGCAUAGUGAAGACCUUGGCCAAAACAGCAUGGCUUCAGUUGCCAAAACACCUCUAUCAGCUGUGACACCAGAGCAUCAGCGUGGUGCUCCGAAAGAGGAAUUCUUCAUCACCGAUGUGGCUUACUGCGAACAAGCUGUCAUCUUCCUCAAACAGGCCAAACUGCCGCAGAACAACAGCCAACGCAGGAAAGAGGACGGCACUCUGCCUCGGGUGAUCUGCCCCAAGUGCCGUCUAGGAGUGACUCGUAUCCAAGAUCUCUCCCACACUGACAUGAAGAAGGUGCGUCAGUUGGCUCUCAUCGACAUGACGGCGCUGUGCGACCUCUUAGAGCUCGAGGUCAAAAGACACAAAACCUGCAAGAGAAAAAUCCCAGAGAGCACACUCUUUGGGGUGCAGCUGGCCACGCUGAUGGAGAACGAUCAGAAAAUGAAGCCCACCACCGCGACUCCUCUCUUCCUGCAGGCGUUGUUGUCGUUUUUGGAAAAGAAAGGAGUCGAUUCGGAGGGGAUCCUGCGGGUUCCAGGGUCUCAGUCCAGAAUUAAGAUGCUGCAGCAGAAUCUGGAGACCAACUUCUACUCAGGGCAGGUCAGCUGGGACGAAGUGAGUCCAAACGAUGCUGCUGCACUGCUGAAGAAGUUCAUCCGGGAGCUUCCCGCUCCUUUGCUCACCGCUGAGUACCUCAACACCUUCAGCGCCGUCAGAGACAUCACAGAGCUGAAGCAGAAACUCCACAUGUUGAACCUGCUCAUCCUGCUGCUGCCUGAGCCCAACAGGAACACCCUCAAGGCCCUCCUCGAGUUCCUCAGUAAGGUGGUUUCCAGAGAGAAGAGGAACAGGAUGAAUCUGUGGGCCGUAGCGACCAUCAUGGCUCCCAACCUCUUCCUCCAUAAGGCCGUCCCCAGCAGACUGACAGAGGGGGCAGAGAAAGGACAGGCGGAGAAGGCAGCUGAUGUUAUGAGGCUCCUCAUCCGCUACCAGGACCUGCUUUGGACGAUCCCCAAUUUCCUCAUGAGCCAGGUGCGUAAGCUGAAUGAGAACAGUAACCGGCGUUACCAGUUCUACGAUCGCCGCAUCAAGAACCUGCUGAGGAAGAUCCACACAGACAGCCGGGAAAAACCUGAUAAAAACACCUCAGAGCCGUGCCGUACGGUGAAGGUCCAGGUCGGGGAUCUGCUGAGCGGCACCAUGGAGUUCCAGCUCAACAUCAACUCACGAACCUCAGACCUGCUCGCCCAGUUUCACCGCCAGUUCCUCCGCAGCCCUGAAAAUGGAAAGGGCAAAAUGCGAAGCAGAAACGGCGCUGUGGCAUGUCCAGACUGUGCCCUGUACGAAGUGGGAGGGAAUAUUGGUGAGCACUGUCUGGAUCCCGACACACAUCUCCUGGAUUUGUACAACAGUAACCCUGGAGGGGAGUGGGUCAUCAAGCUGAAACCCAACGCAAGCAGAGGGCUGUGACAUGGAGGCUGUGGACGGAUUGAAGGAUGGACAGAUCUGGGAACAGGUUGCUGAAGAUGACAAAUGCAGAGCCUAAAAAAAGGAUCAAAUCCACACAGCCCUCUCUCCACUUCCUGUCCUGCUUAACCUUCGAGCGACAUGGGAGAGGGAGACAGAUGGAGGAAGCAGAAACACUAAAAAUGCAGAAUCUGCCAGGAGCAGGGCCUAAAAACUGUCUAUGAUCAGAUGAUCACACACACUGCGCUCUUUCUCUUUCUCCUCUAGCUCUCUACAUUUUCUUCUCCCUUAACUCCAUAAUUUCUCUCCGGGCUACGACGCUGAAAGCAAAAAGCUGCUGACGUGACUCAUUAUUUCCGACAGAGAACCUGCUGCAUAGAAAAGAGAGGAGGGAGAGCGGCUGGGCAGUUGGGUUCACCAUCUUUUCCUCUCAAACAAUCAUGUCCAACCAUUAGUGAGCAGAUGGGGAUGCAGAGCACCUCUGGCUAUAGAGAGCCCCUCCCCUUUUCUCCGGCCAGUCAGACAGUGUGUUUUUUCCUACUGUGGGAUUCAUUCAUGAGCCGUUUUUAGAAAAGGUGAAACAUCAUACAGGAGUUUUCUGUGCAUAUUCUUUGCUAAAUUGGUUUCUAAUUCUGCACCAGUCGGUAAAUGUUAAACAUGUUGUUAUUUUAUACAGAAGAAAACAGCGUUUAUUUUUCAUUCUUGUCUUUGGAAACAACAGCUGUCGAGAUUUUGUGAUCGAAACACACGUACAGACUGUUUCUGAAUUUAGGAGUCAAAUGUUCAACAGUAGAAACCUGCUUAUUUAGACUUCUAGAGGAAAAUAUAAUUUUCAAAUUCAGUUGGACUUUACACAUAACUCCGUGUAAUGGUCUCAGCUUUCACUUUCCCUGUCUGCAGAAUUUUGUCCUGCACGUGUGUUUGUAAAAAGCCAGUUAGAAACUUGGUUACCUGUAUACAUGUGUUCUCUAGGAGAUUUCUAAUCAGGUUUAAUUAAUCUGCUACCCUGAUUACAGAAACCAGUUUUCUUGCUUUAACAUUAAAGAAAUCAAUUUACUGGAGACAGCCGACUGCAUACACACUGACUGCAGUAGAAACCCGUCCCACCCCAGCCUAGAAUAUGGACAGAAAACCUUUGCAUCCCAGUUUCUAUGAAUUACUAAUAAUAAUAAAAACAGCAGUGAGAGAAAAUACAUUGAAACCCAAAAGCUAGUGGAACAGAAGUCAACCUGGAAAUGGAGCAGGAACUUACUUACUGGUGGGGACAAUUACUGACUGAUCAAUCAACUAAUCAACUGGCUGAUCUUUCUCGCUCACGCUUUCUCUCCCUCUCCUGCCGGCAUGUCCACUCUGCAGUGCAGACAUUUUGAUCACAAAGUAAACAAAGACGGAAGAUUCCUCUGUAUCGACUCCUUUCAUCGUCUGUGCCAUUCAAAGAGGGAAAGAGACCCCGGUGAACUGAUAUCCCCUUUAUCUGUGAAACCCUGCGAUCUCCUGGGCCUUAUAAAAAAAAAAAAAAAAAUCCAUGGACUUCCAAGGACCCCUGACCUGUACAGAACAGUCCUCAAAGAGACUUUCUGUUUUUUUUUUUAUACCAAGGGAUUUGGUGUCACAACCUCAAGGACAGUUAUUGUACCUCUAAAGGGAGUUGUUAAUGACACACAGUGAAGCUGGUCUUCAGUUUUCAUUUUUAAACACAUGAAUGGAGCCAAAAGUGCUGAAGUGACUCCUUGGGUAUACUGGGAUUAUUAUUAUUUAUAUGAAUGUAAUGCCAUUGUUGCUUCUGUACUUGAUGAGUAUUCUGUAGGCUAGAGAGACUUUAGGAUAAAUGUGGACUUGCUGCACUAAGUGUAACAGUAUGUUGUGUUAAGUCGCCCAUACUCAGUGUGGGAAUUUGCAGUGUUCUUGUACAUAUAUCUUCAUGCUCAGUUGUUUUCUUUUUUUCCCGAUGGAUCUCUUUACAUCUGCUUCUCCUGAACAGUACAGUAAGAUAGAUCUCCUGUGUAGAUAUUGCUCAGUCAUGCACUCUGCUGUGAAGAGGCACUAAAAUCACCGCAGUACGAAGGUUUGUUGUGAUCGUGCUGCUACUCAAAGUCAGUUAAGUUAUUCCAAACACACGCAAGCAGCAAAUGAAUGUGUUUAACAUUUUGUACCGAUCAUCAGAUGUGAAUCAUUUACUCCUCGCAAUCGCAGCCAUGUUGGUGCUCCGCGGCCAUUUUGUGGGAAGUAUCUCGCACACACUCCACUCGAUAGACGGAGUAAUGACAGCCGGCCCGGCACCAACAUCUAUCAACACCCUCUGCUCCAUCUCUGUCACCUCCCCAUAAUGGACUAUAAUGGCAGUGUGGUGCAUGCAUCUGAAACGCACCGAGGAAUCACAUUUCUUUGAUAAAGGAGAAGGUAAUAAAUGGCUGUUAUAAAUUCUGCGGUCCUGGACCUGACGACAGCAGCAGGAGUGUGCAUAUGUGUGUGUGUGUGUGUGUGUGUGUGCAUGUGUGUGAUGAGCUUCAUUACACAAGUCCAAUUGGCCUGUCCCAGGGUCCCAGGCACAGUUCAGUGCCCCGGCACAAAGCGAGCUGAUGAAACUGCCUUCUGCUGACAAUCAGGAGAACUAGGUCACCUCUGAAGCAGCAUCCCAGAGGGCAAGCAGUGUGAGUCCAAACACCCCGAGGAGUAGAGCACAUGGACACGUAUUGUCUAAACACACGACACACACACACGGACAAACUAAAACAGGGGCCGCGAGUUCACACACUACACCAGUUUACUGUUGACUGUUUGUGUUUGUAUAUAUGUGAAUGUGUUUGUGUGUGAGAGAAGGGGUAGAUAUCUCUGAAACAGUGUUAUCUAUAUACGUAAUUACCCAAGACUAAAUGAUGGACAUUUAUGAGGGACACUUGUCCCUUGUCUUGAUCAAAGUGUGGCUGUGGACCUCUUAUUGUCUUCAACAGCGUCCAACUUUUAUUGUGGUGAAGAGUUUAGACGUCAGUCAGCAGACAUCAGAAUGUAUAUUUAUGCCCUUUACACAAGUCGUUGUUUUUAAUACUUCUGUGAAAAUACCUUAGGCUUUGUUGUAGAGAGAAAACAAAUGUUCUUUUUUUAUGUCAAUAAAUGUGAAUCUAAUGUUGUGCUAAA
This is a messenger RNA of Seriola aureovittata, 6704 nucleotides long. RefSeq names its product rho GTPase-activating protein 40. Gene Ontology annotation, biological process: regulation of actin filament polymerization; regulation of small GTPase mediated signal transduction; signal transduction. Gene Ontology annotation, cellular component: cytoplasm. Lineage: Eukaryota; Metazoa; Chordata; Actinopteri; Carangiformes; Carangidae. The transcript is spliced from 15 exons. The record is from RefSeq and is a predicted model, not a curated record. The coding region runs from base 1671 to 3572 and encodes 633 amino acids. Gene Ontology annotation, molecular function: GTPase activator activity.